Molecule: messenger RNA, 1434 nt
Organism: Fusarium pseudograminearum CS3096
Lineage: Eukaryota; Fungi; Ascomycota; Sordariomycetes; Hypocreales; Nectriaceae
Exons: 2
Coding region: 1-1434 (477 amino acids)
Molecular function (GO): N-acetyltransferase activity
Source: RefSeq, a predicted model, not a curated record
AUGAAGACUAGCGCAGCGUUUCUCAGAUAUGCGAGCCCUAAUGAGAUGCGGACGAUAGCUCGCGAGGAUGUGGGAUAUUAUCACGCAGUUGUUAUUGGCGCAGUGUAUGACUUUGCCGAAGAGACUAACGUCAAGUCUCCAUCGACAUAUGUCCACGCUCUUAGACGGUGCAUCGAGGAACAUCCCUUCUUCUGCGUUAUCGUUGGAGACAGAACCACUGAUAAAGCUUACUAUGAGCAUGUAUCAAGCAUCGAUGUUGAGAAACAAAUCUCCAUUGUCCAAGACCCAGAGAUCGGGACCGACCCAUUGCAGGCCAUUGGAAGAUCAGUAAAACCAGAGUUGGACCGCCCAUUUGUCCCAGGUAUCCCUCCUUGGAGAAUCGUGGUCCUCCCUCUUAGUCCGACUCAAUGCCAUGUUGCCUUCUGUUACUCUCACGGCAUUGGCGACGGUAUUGCGGGUGUUGCUUUUCACAAGACUUUCCUGGAGGGUUUAAGAGAAACACCUGCGACCAUUCCAUCUUCUACCAUUGCGCCUCCCAAGAAGCCUUUACCUGAACCAUUUGACACACCCGAAAGACUCACUAUCUCGUGGUCGUUCUUGCUGGCACCUUUUCUAGCACAAUACAUUCCCUACUUCCUCGUCAAGAUGCUGGGCCUGCGUGUCUCGGCGUCUUAUGUCAAUGACGGGACGUGGACAGCAACACCUAUCUUUUUUGAUGCCAAAACAAACCAGAAUAAGCUCAAGAUUCGUCAGAUUGAAGCAUCUCAGGUCAACAAAGUUGUGCAACUUGCUAGGACCCAUGACGCGAGAUUGUCGGGAGUCCUGCACCAGCUGAUCACGCGCGCCCUCAGUAAGGCUGUCAAAGACAACAACGUCACGAAUUUCGUGGGUCAAACAGCGAUUAAUAUGAGAAGUUCAAUCGGCAUGCCCAAUGACGUGGCGACUGAAGCAGUAUCAGGUUGCUACACCCUUCUUGGCCGCAGCAAAGUCACAGGUCCCUUGACAACGCAAGAAUGGGCUUCAGCGAGCAAAGCCACCAAGGAAUUCGCAAGCGCCGCGGUCAAACUCGACGACAAUCCCAUCGGGUUGUUACGUUAUGUGUCUAGCAUAAGAGAAUGGACUCUUGGCAAAAUUGGCAAGAAGCGAGACUCGUCAUACGAGCUUAGUAACGUUGGUGUUUUUGACGGGGAUGCUGGCUCUAAUACCAUCGGAAAGGACAAGGUCAAGGUGAUUAAAAUGACAUUUGCGCAGCCUGGUCAGGUUGGAGGAUGCCCCAUUUCUUUCAACAUUGCCUCUGUCAAGGGAGGAGAUUUGGUCUUUACCAUUACGUGGCAAUUAGGUGCUUUGGGGCUUGGUGGUGAAGAGGCAAUGGAGGACAAGGUUGUGGAUGAGAUCUGCGAUAACCUCAAGCAAGGAUUUAACGACAUUGUUUAA